AUGUCAAACUCUACAGGCUUUAUCGCCGAUUUACCUGGCCUUUUCACAGACAUACCAGGCUUUGUUGCUGAUAUCCCCUCUCGGGUUGACUUCACCUCUAUACCCGUUAUCUUAUCUUCCACUGUUGCUGUCCUUGCCUUCACAUCCUUCAUCAAAUAUGUCGCUGAGAGACAGCAAGAAAAGUCAAUGGGCUUCGGCCAUGUCCCAACUCUCUGGCAAUGGGAUCCAUUCUAUGGUGUUGACGCCUUCAUUGCUAUGCUACUAGCUCUGAAGAACAAUCGCUACGUACCAUGGCUGGACAGCUUACACGCCAAGAUGCCCAAGACUUUCGCUCUCACCUUCCUUGGUGGCCGUCAGAUUUGGACUAUUGAGCCUGAGAACCUCAAGACUGUGGCCAACAAUCUUGCUGAUUUCCAGGUUGGUCCUAUUCGCUACAACAGCAAAGCUGGACAGCCCUUCGCUGAGAAGGGUAUUGUUGGCGCUGAUGGCAAAGACUGGGAAUUUGCCCGCGCGCUUGUCAAACCAUUCUUUAUGCGAGAGUGGUACGCCAAUACUGAGCGCAUGGAGCCUUUUGCCGAGAGGUUCUUUGCAGGUAUUCCUGCUGAUGGCGAAACUUUUGAUAUGUUUCCCCAUCUGCGAACCUGGUCAUUGAAUCUGAAUCUCCAGUUCCUCUUUGGCGAUUACUCUGAUAUUGUCACUGAAGAGGAGACCAAUAAGACCACUGAUGCGUUCAUCACUGGUUUGGCAUAUGCACGAAUCCGCCUUCUCUUACACCGCGUUCUCUGGCUCUUCCCAUGGAAGACAUGGUACAAGGUUGUUGGUACAAUUCACAGUUAUGUCAAUAAGCAUAUCGCCAAGGCCCGUGCUGAACUUAAAGAGCGCGAGGAGCGCAUCAGCAAGGGCCUUCCUGUUGGGCCGGAGAGACGGGAUGUCUGCUGGCACAUGGUUCGGGAGUUGCCGAAUGACGAUGAAGUCAGAUCUCAUCUGUGCUUGCUCUUUGUUCCCAACAAUGAGACUACUCUGAUCUUCCUGUCCAAUGUGAUGUGGAAUCUGGCCAGGCAGCCCGAGAUCUGGGAGCGACUGCGUGAAGAAGUAAAGGGCAAAGAGUUGAACUUCAACAGUCUUCGCAGCAUGAAGCUCCUUCAGAACGUUCUCACUGAAGCUCAUCGCAUCACCCCUGUCGGUCUCUUCAUCGCCCGCGCCGCAGUUCGUGACACGACCCUCCCGCGAGGCGGCGGUCCCAAAGGCGACCAGCCCGUGCGCGUGCGCAAAGGUAACAUUGUGCAGAUCAACAAGGCAGUCAUGUACAAAGACCCAGACUACUGGGGCGAUGACGCCUUGGAGUUCAACCCGGACCGCUUCGAUAAGAUGCGUCCGGGGCUGAGUCUUACACCGUACAACACCGGGCCAAGACGAUGUCCUGGUGAGAUGAUGACGAUGAAUGAGUGUGGGUAUAUGGUUGCUCGUAUGGCGCAGACUUACAAGAGGUUGGAGUGUAGAGACCCCACGCCGUUUGUGGGUGUUUUCCGUAUUGGGCAGUUGAAUAAGAAUGGGUGUCAGGUUGCUGUAUACAGAGAGUAG
This is a messenger RNA of Fusarium mangiferae, 1581 nucleotides long. RefSeq lists its product as uncharacterized. The transcript has a single exon. Bases 1 to 1581 code for a protein of 526 amino acids. Lineage: Eukaryota; Fungi; Ascomycota; Sordariomycetes; Hypocreales; Nectriaceae. Gene Ontology annotation, molecular function: iron ion binding; heme binding; oxidoreductase activity, acting on paired donors, with incorporation or reduction of molecular oxygen, reduced flavin or flavoprotein as one donor, and incorporation of one atom of oxygen. The record is from RefSeq and is a predicted model, not a curated record.